This is a messenger RNA of Penicillium daleae, 726 nucleotides long. Its product is annotated as alpha/beta fold hydrolase. The transcript has 2 exons. Bases 1 to 726 code for a protein of 241 amino acids. The record is from RefSeq and is a predicted model, not a curated record. Lineage: Eukaryota; Fungi; Ascomycota; Eurotiomycetes; Eurotiales; Aspergillaceae.
AUGACGACCUACGAAAAAGCUGAUCCUCAGUUCGUUGAGGUAAACAGUACGCGCUUUGCGUACCUUCGAUUCGGUUCGACGGAUAAGACUCAGGUGCCUCUGGUGUUCCUACAGCACUUCCGAGGCACCUUCGACCACUGGGACCCAGAACUGAUUAAUCCCAUCGCCGCCAUCCGACCCGUUAUUCUUAUCGAUAACUCGGGGGUUGGCAAGAGCAGCGUUCACAAGCUCAUCCUUGCUGGCACUGGACCCAGUGCCGGGGAUGGCGUCGAAGCUAGUGACCCCCUAGCAACGCAGCGCUUAGCUACAGCGUCCAACGAGCAACAGUCCCACGAUGCGUUUUUAUCCGCUUUCUACACCCUGUCAGAGAGGAAGCAGGCUCUCGGCGACCGCUGGUGGAGACGCAUGACCAUGGCCCGCUCAAACCGCUCUGACUAUGUGGACCCUGAAGGCACCCAGACUCAGAUCGGUGCAGUCGUCCGCUGGGCGAACCGUGACUUUGCCUUCGAAGGAUCAUACGACCGCCUACAGGAGCUCCAGAUUCCUGUCCUCAUUGCUAAUGGUGACAAUGACAUCAUUAUCCCCACAAAUAACAGCUGGAUCAUGUUCAAGAAGCUGGUCAAUUCCAAUGCUCACCUGCACUUGUUCCCGGAUGUCGGACACGGGUUCUUGAACGAGUAUGCCGAUCAGUUCUCUAAGCUGAUUAACAUCUUUUUGGAAUCUUGA